AUGAGUCUCAGUGAAGGGCCGGUCGGUGUCGAUGGUCGGCUGAGGCCAUAUGCCUUCAUCAAUUCAUCGUCUGAGUCAGAAGUCACAUCACGAACUCCUACGCCGCCGUUCACUCCUACCAGAGGCAAGAUUCCAAGCUUCAGUUCCGAUGCCUCUGUAGCAUUGGUAGGGCUGCGGGGCUCCGGAAAAUCGACAUUGGCUAUUAUGGCCGCGUCCGCAUUAAAAAAGAAAGUCAUCAAUGUUGAGGCGGCAUUCCAGUCAGUUACCGGCUCUUCCAGCUCAAACUUCAAGCAAAUCAAUGGAAACACCGAGUGCCAUCGAAAACAAGCCGAUGUACUUCAAGAAAUCAUCGAGCAGAAUCCGACAGGAUGCAUCAUCGUCUGUCCCUGGAUGGAGAGGAAAGUCCAAAGCCUCCUUCGACAGUUUGCAGUCACCAAUCCGGUCAUCCAUGUCCUGCGGGAUAUCGAUGCUAUCCAAGGUCACCUAAAGCUCAAGGAUAGGACAAAGGUGUACAACUUGAUGAAGAUGAGCAACUUGUUCUAUCGCAGCUGUACCAAUUUGGAGUUUUUCAACGUCUCCGAGAUCCGCGAGACCAAUGUUGAGGGGAAUGGGAUCAACGAUCGCGGAUUCACGACAAAUGCACCGUAUCUUGCUCUAAAACAAGCUGAGAGGCAUUUUCUCAAAUUCUUAUCGCUCAUAUAUCCGGCGGGUACGAUCCCGUUCUUUGAGUCUGCAUUUCCGCUUGCCAGCAUUGCACCUGAGGAUAGACAAUUUACAUACUGUCUCUCGGUCCAUAUUCAAGAUAUCUUGAGCGAAACUCAAGAUUGGGAAGAAUCAAUAAUCGGUGUGGAUGCUGUUCAGAUCUUCGUCAACAACUUGGCAACAACGGGAGAUCUCUCUGACGGCGCCGAUGGGUUAACGAACAAAAUUACUGAGGCCGUAGGAAUUGUACGACGAAGCACCAUGCUGCCUAUUUUGCUGCACAUCAAGUUGCCUGAAGUUCCAAACAAUAUGGUAGUGCGAUCAUACUUGGAUCUACUUUCACAUACCCUGUCUCUGGCCCCGGAAAUGCUCACAGUCGAUUUGCGCCUCGAUCAUUCUGAUCUCUCUAGAAUCAUUUCAGCAAAGAGCCGAUCAAAGAUUAUUGGAAACUACUUUGUAUCAACAGAUUCUCAAUCUUGGGAAUCUCCAGCUUGGACAUCCUGGUACCAGAAAGCGUGCCAACUUGGUUGUGAUAUGGUCCGAUUAGUUCGACAAGCCAAAACUAUGGAGGAUAAUUUUGUCAUUUCACGAUUCAAAUCAAAAAUUUUGUCUCUUAAAUCUCACAAAAUACCACUUAUCGCAUACAACUGCGGGCAUCUCGGUCGGCACUCGGCCUGCUUUAACCAAGUCCUUACGCUGGUGGCUCCCAGCCCUGUGAUACGAGCCGACGAAAGAUGCGCUCCUUUCCCCUACAUCACAGCGAAGGAAGCUACAAAUGCUUUAUAUGCGUCUUUUGUAUAUGAUGCAAUGAGACUCUACGUGUUUGGAGCCAAUGUGGGAUACAGCAUGUCCCCAGCGAUGCACAAUGCUGCAUUGUCAUCCUGCGGAAUACCACACCAUUAUGAACCCUAUUCCAGCGAGUCUCUCAAAGGCGUGGAACAUUUAAUAUACGACCCUAAUUUUGGCGGAGCAUCAAUUGGAUUACCUUUCAAAGUUGAAGUUACGACUUUGACCAAAUAUCUCAGCCCCCACGCCAGAGCGAUCGGUGCUGCCAACACUCUAAUUCCCAUUCGCCAGCUCAAGCCCGAUGGAACUAUCCCAACAGGCUCUGCGCUUUUAGCUGGCGUCAAUAGAGCUGGCCCUGUUCUUGCUUUAUACGGUGAGAAUACGGACUGGAUCGGUAUCCGAGCAUGCAUCCGACGCGGAUUAUCCCCAGCCAACGCCGUAAGAUUGGCCACAUGGGGAUUCAUCAUAGGUGCAGGAGGUAUGGCUCGUGCCGCAGUUUAUGCCAUGCUCCAGGUUGGCAUCAAGAACAUUGCCAUUUACAACCGAACGACAGAGAAUGCGGAGAAACUGGUUUCCCAUUUCCAGAAACUACUUCAAGAAACCGAACAGACUUCUCUAGCCAACGACCAAGAGAUAAAGUUCCAUAUCUUUACUUCACUCGAGGAGCCUUGGCCAUCGGAAUAUAGAUACCCAUCCGUCAUCAUAUCCUGCAUUCCAACUCAUCCGAUAGGCAACACGCCCUCACCCGAGUUCAGAAUGCCAGACGCAUGGCUAGGCCAUCAAACAGGAGGCGUCAUUAUCGAACUUGGGUACAAGACGCUAAACACGCCGCUCUUGAAGCAAGCUAGGGAUGGUGCCUCUCGAGGUUGGGUGGCUAUGGACGGUCUAGACCUGCUUCCAGAGCAAGGUUGCGCGCAAUUCGAGUUGUUUACAGGAAGAAGAGCUCCGCGACGAGUCAUGCGGAGAGAAAUCUUGGAGAAUUACAGAGAUGAGCAUGGGAAAUCACAUCUUGAGGAGUUACAACACAGAUUACAGUCCAUAGUUGAGCAGGACUCAUGA
Messenger RNA from Trichoderma virens Gv29-8, 2547 nucleotides. RefSeq lists its product as uncharacterized. Gene Ontology annotation, molecular function: 3-phosphoshikimate 1-carboxyvinyltransferase activity; 3-dehydroquinate dehydratase activity; shikimate 3-dehydrogenase (NADP+) activity. Lineage: Eukaryota; Fungi; Ascomycota; Sordariomycetes; Hypocreales; Hypocreaceae. Bases 1 to 2547 code for a protein of 848 amino acids. The record is from RefSeq and is a predicted model, not a curated record. The transcript has a single exon. Gene Ontology annotation, biological process: chorismate biosynthetic process.